This is a messenger RNA of Xenopus tropicalis (tropical clawed frog), 2508 nucleotides long. RefSeq names its product apolipoprotein B mRNA editing enzyme, catalytic polypeptide-like 2 (gene apobec2). Lineage: Eukaryota; Metazoa; Chordata; Amphibia; Anura; Pipidae. The record is from RefSeq and is marked validated.
CUCCCCUUCAUAAAUUCUUUUCUCCUUUGGUUUGGACAUUUCUCUGUUUAUUCACAAUGGCGCAGAGGCAAAAUAAAUCACAGUCUGACAAGGAUCCUAUCAAUGAUACCGGGAAUGCUGAGAAACCGGAAAAUGGUGAGGGAAAUUCAGAAAAGAAAGAACAGGAGGAGCUGCCUCCCUUUGAGAUAGUGGAGGGGAGUCGCAUCCCUGCUUCUUCUUUCAUGUUUCAAUUUAAGAACGUUGAGUACAGUUCUGGACGUAACAAGACCAUUCUAUGCUACACUGUGGAAAGACCUGAGGGUCAAGUAUUUCAUGGAUAUUUAGAGGAUGAACAUGCCUCAGCUCAUGCAGAAGAUGCCUUCUUUACAUCUGUCCUGCCUCAAUUCCUCACCUCAGGAUCAGUCACUGUCACUUGCUAUGUGUCAUCCAGCCCAUGUGUUAAUUGUGCAGCCUCAGUCGCUCAAUGCCUGAGGCGAAACAAAACUGUACGAAUACAGCUGGCAGUGGCACGGCUAUUCCAAUGGGAGGAGCCAGAGAUCCGGAGGGCCCUGAAAGGCCUCCGCUCCGCAGGCUGCCAAGUCAGGAUGAUGAGGGGUGCUGACUAUGUUUAUGUCUGGAAGAACUUUGUUGAGCCUGAUGUCACCCUGGAUGAAGAGGGAAAGGAGAUAGUGAAGGAUGAGCAUCAAGACUUCAUACCCUGGGAAGAUUUGGAGGAGAAUGCCAGGUAUUAUGAAGAGAAGCUGGAAGAAAUUCUAAGAUAAACAAACAGAACUCUGGCUGAUUGGAAAAAAGUAAUACAGGUUGUUUGGCAUUUAAUCCUUGGACAGUUUGAUUAUGCGUGUUUGGUUUCUCCCUAGUUUCUCUAAUAUGGACUGUCUUCAUUCACUGUGGACAAAAAUGCUAGUUUUUAUCAAAUAAAACAUUGCACAUGUUUGGUGUUCUUACUGUAGAAUAACCUUAAACCAUAUGAGACCAGACUUAGCCUUUCCUUGUCCUUUAAGGAAACUUUUAUCACAGACCCCCUUACUAAGGAGUAAUUUGAGAUAUCAAAUUCCAUAAUAGGCUAUGCAUAAUGUAAUUUUUUCUCAGUGGAUUUGAUUAAUCUCCAUUAAAGUCAAUAUUUAGGAUAAUUAAUUUCAGCAGUCAAUUAUAGAUCAGUUGGAAUUCAUCUGGUCAUAAAUCUGUUAUUCCAGUAUCCUUAUAAUUUAUUGUAGGGGUAUGUUAUGUCAUAAAUUAUUUCUAUAAGUGCCAGUACUAUCAUUUUUUCUUUGUACUAAACUAAAAAAAUGUAAUGUUUUACAUGCAUUGACAAAUAAUGUGCUGUUACCUAAACUGUUACCCUAAAAAAAUUGUUUUUGCUUCAGAAAUACUGCUAUAGUUCAUAUACAGAAAUAUUAAAUUUCCCAAUAAUUUCAGGAGUCACCCAAAUUUAAAUACAUAUUACUCAGUCACCCACUGUAACAGGCCUGUCACCCACUGUAAUUUGCACUCAACUCCUUACCUAACCACUUCACAGAAACGUCACCUGAAAUCUUCAGAAUCUGUGGAGCAUGAAGCAUGAUUGGAGGGCAGAAACUGUUUAUUUUUAAAGGAAAACUAAAGCUUAACAAACAAUGUGGUCUAGAUAUGUUGUAGAUAACAUUUUGGACUUCUGUACCAGUCCAAGGCAACCACAGCCUCAAAAGAUGCCCCCAGUAGUUCCCCAUCUUGUUUUUUACUGAUUCACUGCACAUGCUUUGUGCUGCUGUCAGUUACUGGGUUCAGGGGCCGAUGCAAAUUAUAUUGUGUAUAUGGAAUAUAAAUAACACUAUAUAAAGCUGAUUAAUAAAUAAUACAGAUUAUUAGUACAUGGCAGCUCUGAAACAAGUGCAGUUAGCAUCAGACUUUAAUAAUCAGCCCUGUACCAUCAGAUUAUACACUCGGAAGCCUAAUUUUCUGCUUGAUAAAUUGCAACAACCCAACAGCUGCUGCUCUGAGCACACUGAGCAUGAGUGUCACUGAUACUAACAAAAUCCAAGAUGGAGAGCUCCUGUUACACCUUGGAAGGCUUGGAUCAUUACUACUAUACAGAUGCUGAAACUUUAGGCUGGUGAAGUAAGUUCAAUAUAUAAAACAAGGAUUUUCUUGCAAUAUUCAUUUUUAAGGGUUUAGUUCUCCUUUAAGUUUAUAAUGAAUAGAUACAAACUUGUGGGAAAAAUAGAUUUUUAAUGGAUCAAAUAGGAAAUCUUGCAGGUUUCCUGCAAGUUCCUAACCAUUUGAUCUGUGACUGAAACAUUAAUAAGCCAGUUUGAUUGAUUUGAUCAAAAUUGAUAUUAUAAUUUUGCAAAGUUUUAGGAGACCUUUGUAUGUUUUUUCCUGCAAAAAAAUUAUUCAAAAUUAAAUAAUUAAAUGUUCUGAUUGUUCUUAAAUGGUAUGUGGGAUAAUAAAUUCAGCAAGUAUUUGUUCUGUUCUGAUCAUUUAUAAUGAUCUGCCCUCUUUCUAGCUAGCCAUAAAGUUCAAAUAUGAUGA